Molecule: messenger RNA, 7100 nt
Organism: Dermacentor silvarum
Lineage: Eukaryota; Metazoa; Arthropoda; Arachnida; Ixodida; Ixodidae
Exons: 2
Coding region: 3022-3624 (200 amino acids)
Source: RefSeq, a predicted model, not a curated record
UUACGUUGUUGAUUCGCGCGUUCGCCGGAAACGACAAAUGAAUGUAGUGCCCCGACCCCGCAGCUCGAGCGAGGCCUUGAAGCGGCGAGUGUAGUCGAUCAUCAAGCUCGCGCACGCGUCCAUGCACGAUGCAGAGACGGGUCGCCGCGUCUAGGCAACCACAGCGAUCAUCGGCGACCAAUAUAGGCUGGCCGCCGCUCGAUCAAUGCCACUCACAUUGGCCGCCAAGCCGGCCGGACGCAAGAGGGCCAGUCGCCAGUCGCGCCUUUAAACGUUCGCGGAGGGAGACAAUGCCCGCGCGGCGCGCUUUUGUCGCCGGAUUGUUUCGUGCCUCCCUGCCCGCACCAUCCUCCCCGGACUCGUUCGCCGAGAAACAGCUCGCUCGGAGAGAACUUGCGUCAGGUUUUCUCUUUCUCCCCCUUUUGUUACUCGCGAACGUCUGCGCGAACGUCUGCGCGAAUUCCGUUUGUCGUCUGCUAGCUCUCGCCGAGUGCGCGUCGUCUGCUUCAGGCGUGCUGCGCAUAGUGAUACGCCGUCUGCUUCUGAACCGGAGUUCGUCUGCUUCGAGCGCGCUGCGCGUGGAGUGAAACGCCGUCUGCCUCUAGACCGGAGUUCGUUCUCCACGCAAAUGCGCUAUGCAUUGAGUGAAACGCCGUCUGCCGUAGACCGGAGUCCCGUCUGCGCAUUGGAAUGAGUUUGCCUACUUGGAUCGAAGUACCGUGAAGACAGUUCUUGUCGUCUAAUCAGCGUGAGUUUCUUUUUCUGGUUCAGGUGCUGCAAACCGAGUUGUGUGCUCGCAAAAGGAAACGGAUGCCACCCCAAUUCUCGUGCCGCGCACUCAGUGGGCCUUGUACGGCAUGGACGAGAGUUCUGGAACAGCUGGUGCACGUAGAGUACGCGACGUCUGCAGUAUCCGGGAGUUCGUCUGCUUCACGUGCUGCACAGUGAAAUAACGACGUCUGCUAUAAACGGGAGCUCCUCUGCUCCUACUGGUAUGCACCGAGUGUAUCAACGUCGUCGGCGCUUCCACUGGAGUUCAUCUGCUUCAGGUCCCGUACAACUAAUGACUGUGACACGUAAUGGCUUGUUUUGACCUGCUUCUGGCGAUGAUGUAGUAACAACAAUGCGUCGUUCGAUUUUAAGUGCAAGUUUGUUGGCAUCGCUUCUUGCGGCUCCGUCGACAACGGAUACGUUUUUUCUUCGGGAAGCCUUGUAUCAGUCCCCUUCGAGUACGGAAUGACAGUGCUGCACGGUAUUGUCUUCUUUUUUUUAUCCACUGAGAAACUUAUAAUGGCAGCGUAUCACUUGUCUAUCUCGCUGGUCUGUUUUUGAUGAGACCUACCGGCUGACUGUACCUGCUUUAUGUUCUGUAGCUUGCCGUAUAAUCAGUGAUUCUUCGACUUAAUGCAUCAAGCCUGAGACAAAGCGCUUAUCACUCUUCGCCUUCCGGCUCAGAAAUAUUAAAGUGAGUUUGUACGACUGAUCUUAUAGCACACUUAUAUAACUCAGGCUUAACGCCUCGAGGUACUAGGCGCAGUUCUUUUGUUUCAAAGCUCGUCGCCCGCUGGUGAAGCAAAUUCAUCUCCUUGGGGUGCCGCGCAUCGUACAGCAGCGUGCUUUAGGAACAUUAUUUUCUUAUAAUAUUGUUUAUUGCAGCAAUGCAAAUUUCAGGGUUAGUUAGCACGCUUCGGGUGCAGCCUGUAUAACCUGUUCAGGGCCUGUAUAACCUAUUCGCUGCACUGUUACCCUUUGCGCAUCAUCGCUCGUGAAACUGAGUCUAGCAAUCUGGCCUUCACUUUCAUGCUACCGGCCGUUAAGCAUCGAGCAAAAACGCGUUCUUUCUCACAUUUUUUUCGUCUCAUGAAUCAAAGCGUCUGUUUCCUGCGCCAGUUCGUCUGCUCCGAUAUGCGCAACAUCACGUGGUUCUUCUGCUGCCUUGCGUCGUCUGUUCUAGAUCCGUCGUCGUCUGCUAGGAAUAUAUCUACACUGUCUGCUUGAGGCCAUGAUCGUCAAGAAACAGUUUCACUGCCUGGAAUUGUAUACUUUCUGCGGCGAACGUAUCAAUCACCUGCUGUUUUGAAGCCAACAACUGCCGCUUUUCUAUUCGCGUUCCGACAGGUGCGCUGGCGCAGCGAGUAAGUACGAGAUUCGGUUGUCUUCAAGUGUCCAUGCUGCGUUGCUUGGCUCACCUCGUGAGCAGCUGUAGUAUGCCGUGAGCUUCGUCUGUCUGGUGUUCUGUUAUUUAACGGCACUAGGCUACCAGUCCUGCAGGCUCCUCAGCUGAAUCGUUCUCAUAAUGCCGACAACCCAUUCGGCAGGUAAUGACACGGCGGUUUAGCGAAGCGUACUGUUUUUUCACAUUUGAUUGAAUCGAUGAUCCUGGACAGUCGAACAUACCUAUCAAUCCUCAUCGACGUUUUGACAGAAGCUGUCACCACCUUCGACUUUUGGCGCGCCUCUCCGGACACUUGUAUAAGGGACGCCAACCUGACUCGAUCCCAGCGCUUUCUUGAAGUCACGCCGAAGAACUGCGACCUCUGACCCUUCGUCGUGGAACUCCCCCUUCGCCCCGCAGUGUCAGUACAACGAACCUACACAAGACUACAUCACCAAACACCAGGCAAGAGUGCUUGGAGCAGCUCGGUGACCGCGAUUACGUUUCCUGUCUUCCUUGCUGACCACUACAACCUGUAUAGUUUACGGUCAGCUUGGAUGAAUUCCCCUCCGAAUUCUGCUAAUACUUCCGAUGCGUCGUGUCGACUCGGGAGUCGGGAGCCAAACGGCCAGCAGUCGCCGAAGACGAUGCAUCAAAUCAGGAGAUGUGGCAAGCAGACAGUGGGGACUACUUAUCGUGCAUCCGAUGAGCAAUCGGUCAAACAAAUGUGCGCGCGCUGGUUCCUAAUCAGCCGGUGAUUGCUGGGUUCAAACGUGACACAGACUUCCCGAGGGAGCCGAAAUAUUCAACGAGCAGACCGUUAAGAAGCACAGGUACGGAAGACAAGGACGUAACAAGCAGGCAACAUGCUGUCGUGGAUGAUCAGCCGCAAGCGGGAGCUCGACCUGCAGGAGCAGGCCAUGCGCCGCGAGCAGGAGGCCAACGCUCUCGAGUACGAGAUGAAGAGGCGGGCACUGCAGCGAGACCUGCAGGACCGGAGGAGGUUGGCCGCUACUCGAGGCACCGUGCUCUGCAUCGUGGGCUGCGGACUGGCGCUGGGCGCACUGGGCGUGGCGCUCACCACCGUCGGCGUGAUGCUCCGCGGCGGACCCUGGAAGGCGCCCUGCAUCGUGGCUGGACCGACGUGCAUCGUCAUGGGCUUCCUCGUGCUGCUGCUCUCGGUCGAGACCAUCAUCAAGUGCCGGCGGGCGCAGCGCUUCCAGCAGUCCGACUCCAAGGAGACGCUCCUGGAACGCGCUCUGCACAAGGCCACGGGAAAGACCACCAAGGACACGAACGUGGACGACGCGGCGACGCCCAGCAAGUCCAGGAGGGUCGCGCCCGGUGCCAGCGGCAGCGCUGGUGCCGCGGGUGCUGCCGCUGGUGCUAAGGGCGCGAACGCGCUACUACUGGACCCCCAGAGGCUCGUCGAGCCGUUGCAGGUUGAAGAGGGUGCUGCGGACACCUAGCCCAGGGCACCGUCCGGCUGGUGACGGUUUAUUGUGCUUCGUGGCCUACCCACUGGAGUGCACGUCUGAGAUAAUUUCGACACGCGUGGCACCUAGCUGUGGACACUGGCCGUCAUGCAUCGUUGAGACGUCCCCGUGCUCUUGGAGUGCCCUCGAGACAUGUCGAAGAGUGGCAUGGAUGCCAGCCCAGGUCUACGUGAAAUUGUGGUGGUGGUGAUUUGUUCGUCAUGGCUUCUUAAGACGGCGGGAUUUAGCGAAAUCGUUUCAAACGAAACUCAGUAAUGUGGGCGCCAGUCCCACUACCCCCCGAAGACGUCCAAAGACUCGUGGUGAUUUGGAAAGUCGUAAUGAGUGCUCUGUGCACGUCACCACAGAGCAACGUGUCGAUGGUGAUCGCUGUCAGUGUCUCAUGACUCCUUCACUCACGGAUACCGGAUACGUCUGUGGAAGCCCUUCAAGCACAAGUGUGCAGUGACGCUGGCUUCAGAUGUGGCGGCACACAUAUUUGGCAAGGAUUAUUCUGCUACCGGCCCUGUGCCUUCUUCAUCGGCGUAAGCUUCAACAAGUUUUGUUAAGCGGCCUGCCAUUUGGAUACCUUGGCAACGGUCCCUCUCUGUGCGUGGUAAGCACUGUGCGAUGAGCGUCCAUAGAAUGUAGUGUUGCGGUGAGCGUUACGGAUGCUGCCGCAAGCGAUACUUCAUGAUACCUCUGACGUCCUCCUCCACAGCGUUCUUUGAUAUAGAUGUGACGACAUCGUACAGACGAAAGUCGACGCUGUGGACAUAGGAAUAAGGACAUUCCUACCGUUUUCGUGCCAUAAAGUCACCAGAAGAUGUGAAGUAACGGGAUUAGUCACACUUGCGUGCGUUACCUACGUUACCAACGUCUGUGGAGUAACGGUUAAUACGUCAAGAGAAAAGGGUAUUUAUACGUUUUCGAUGCAUGAUCAGUGCGUGGCUUCGUAAUAGCUGCCGAGUUUAUCAGCAAAUUCUCAUCGACCCUUCGAGAACACGACGCUGAUGUCACGUUGCGAGAGGUAGUUAUCUCUGGUCUUGAUUCUUCGUCAAAAGAAAGUCAGGUGGGACUACUCGAGAUAUUCGAGAUAUUCGAGAGAUUCUCGAGAUACUGGAGUCGAAAACGAGGUGUGGCUUUAGGAGAUGCUUAUAACGGCCACAGGCUGGUUGGUAAUCAGAACGUAUGGUAAAGUUUAGUGUGGAAAAAGAAUCAGUAUAGAUCAUCAUCUAACUGCGACGAAGUUUUUUGUGUGUUUGUCGAAGAAUAAACAUGCUGAGAUCUUCGCAUGGCCGAUGUACAUGGGAAUCUCGUAGCAUAUGGAAACGCGUCGUGCGAGUUGUAAGACGCGAAGUUCUGCGUCCAACGAGCUAUCGCAUGGUACGAGCUACACUGCUCCAGCAAGAACAACGGUGCAUUCUAUGGUGCCAGUGUAAGUCGCGGUUCUUCACAAAGUCUGGUUCAUGGCGGAAACCAUCAAGCGAGUUGAGCUUCACCGUAACCUUCAUCAACGUGCGGAUACUGAUGAGGGCAUAGGUCCCCCAGAGUGCUGCAUCAGCUAUGAUACGCGCAAAGGUACGGUUUUUAAAAUGUCAGCUAUAUUUCUUGCCUGAUGACUGCAGGAGAUUUCAUAUCACACCCUCUGCAGCGUCACUAACGUUCGGAAAGCCGACUAAAGUACACCAACGUGUGCAGUACACAUCUUUGUUCACCUAUACUUUCGCCACAAUCGCAUCACGCAUCUAAGCCAGACCUAACACGCUUUUGAAGCGCUAAAGUGAAGAAACGUAGGUGCCUAGGGUUCCUAGAUACAAUGUCUCUGUGCUGGUUGGAGACGUCCACUGUGAACCAAUAUGGCGGCGAAUGAAGAAAAAGAAUGAGAGCGUGUAAAAUGACAGAGUAACCUCGUAUUUGAGGUAGUGCCUCAUCUGCGCCCGCGAUUGGAGAAAGACUCUCACAGUGACUGCAGGCCUACGACCAAGUUUUCACUUCUUGUCAAUCGCAUCACUUAUACCAUGGGAUCAAAACUCUUAAACACACUGCUGGCGAGCCGGACGAAUGUACUAUAUAUAUAACAGCGUUGAAGGCCUAACUGUGCGCUCUUUCGCCAUGUCUUUCUUGUCUCAGUUAUCAUGCUUCCGCUAAUCAGUCAUUAUCUACGAGGUAUGUACUGCGCAGCUUCUGCUUUUUCAAACACAUGUCACCGUUGUAUGUACCUGUUCUGAAGGAAAAUAAGUGUACAGACGUUUUUGUGUCCAUCACGAGCUUAAAACCGAGCGACAAACAAGAUGCCGUAUUGACCAACGCAAUGGCCUUAUACCUGUGUAGUGUCCUGAUUGGACGAAAAGUUUCAGUCAAGAAUAACGUGACCUAACCACGAGAUGUUCCGUGCACCAUCAUCAAGGUCCAGCAAGGAGCCGGUAGCUAGAUUCUUAAGAAAUAUUACGUUGCGUUUCAUGCAAGGAAAGAUUCUGUUCUCUUGAUAUGACGACUGAACCCGUGGCUAUCAAGCAAAAAUAUCAAGGAUGAAGAUCUGCGGCCAUUGCCUACGUCCAUACGGUAUUUGAAGGCCCAGCCCAGGCAUGGUGUGCCGCAGCAAACAGCAAUCAAGGCCAGUAAAAUUUAAGUAUGACCAAGUAGACUGCGCCUUCUGCGCAUUUAACACCGCGAUCACACUAGACAGGAGAAAAUGCCUUAAAGGCUACGUCCGCGAAGCUUAUGAAUCUAAACGCAGCUCCACGUGACAUGUGUGCCGCAUCUCAAAGCAAAACAACUAGUAUACUGUAGUGCUGGGGCACACGCCACCGCCCCAUUUCAAAAAGAAAUUCACUCAUAAUCGUCGUCAUUAUCAGUGCAGCUUGCAGUCUAAAGACUGUGAACUUACGUGUCGAUAGAAUAUCCAUUCUAUAGACAAUCAAGCCCAUGGCAUGUCCACGUACGUUCAACGAGCUUUACUUGUGCAUACUGAAGAAGUGAAGGAAAUCAAACAGGCUGAAUGAAUUGCAUUUUGACGUCAAUUGUUUCGGCGGAAGUUCUCCUUUGAAGCAACGUGUAAGAGUGAUCGAGUGUGACGUGGCAUUGGGUGUUAUCAGUCCGCGACCUUCGAGAAUCACUUAUCAGAAUCACCAAAGAAUCACUAAAAAUAGAUGCUGCUGUUUGCUCGCUUUCACGGGUGACCUUGAUUAGUUGUGUUGCUGCUGCUUACAUCGUGCCUGGACUUCCGUGACGCUCCUUGCGUGCGCGGACUCAGUGUUUACUUUGCGGGAGUGGACGCAUUCGUGAUAUAUAUGCAUCGUAUGCGGGUAUGUGUUCCGUCCUGUGUAUCGAUCUCUCGUGCUUUCGCGUUUCCGUCCUCCUGCGAAUUUUUUUUUCCCUGCUGGUCCCUUUGCUUGCUCUUCUUUCUUUGUCUUUAAAAGCACUAAACAGAUCGUCCAGUAUUCUGCACAUUCUGACUCAAAGAAGAG